AUGCCGGGCAAGAUGCACCUCCGCAGCGCUGGUCGCGCCCCUACUCCCACUGAGCCCUCUACUGUAAACGCUCGCUCUGUUCGCACCGCCGCGAAGAGGCCGGCGGCGAAGAAGAAGACUAAAGUCGCACCUCGUCCUCAGCCGACUGCCCACGAGAAACGCAUGGAAGCCGCUACUAAGAAAUUGAUCAACAACGCAUUGUACCAAGGAGACUUCGAGAAGAGGGGCAAUCCAGGUGUCUUCGCCCCGUUCCAACCCAUUAGCGACCAGGAGUGGGAGCAAGACUGGGCCGCCAUGCAGCCAGUGCCGCCGCCGCCCCCUCCGACGCCUAACAACAACGACACCAACAACAACGCCGCCAUGAACAGCAGCACCGCAUCCGGUCCACAGAAGAAAGACAAGGCGAAGAAGCCGGCCGUCCGUAGCAAAAAGCGCAAGGCUACCGAGGCGCCUAGCGAACCUGCUCGUCCCAGCAAGCGCAAGGCUACUGAGCCGCACACUGAGGCCGUCCACUCCAAAGAGCAGCCCACUGAGCCCGUUUCGGACAACACGCGCAAGUCAGAACGCCUCGCUGAGAAGCGCCCUCGUAAUGACGCCGACGAGCCGAAGGAGGCUCCUGCUAAGAAGAAGUCCAAGCCAUCUUCCAAGCGUCCGAAGGCCAAUAACACUGGCCAAAGGAACCGCGCCACCGCCGCAACCUCUUCCUCUCACAGCGUCUCGAAUGCCGCCGGCGCCAGCCAAAACAGCGCCAGCAACCCCAUUGUCAUCCCCGACCACAACAGCGCAAGCAACCCCAUGAUCAUCCCCGCCGCCGGUGGCCCUUCCUCCCAGCCCGCCACCACAGCCCUCCGCUCCCGCUCCGACCCCGUCACCGGCAGCAACGGCUUCCGGCUCCUCCACCAACAACACCACUUCGUCCGCGGGCCCGACCAGACGGCGCACCUCACCAUCCGCUUCGUCGACAACACGCAGCCGGGCGUCACGCAGACGCACACCUACACGUCCCGCAAGCAGGGCGGCCGCGCGCCCCAGCCCAUCGACUGGGACUCGGCCGCGGACAUCGCGCGCCUCAACCGCUGGAUGUGCCAGUUCCUGAAGCGCAGCGGCGCGGCGUCGCUGCGCCAGGACGUCGUGAGCUACACGCCCGAGGAGCGCGAGUGGCUGCGCGCGCUGGGCAGGCAGAUGGCCGACGAGAUCGAGCGCGGAGAGAGGAAUGCGGCGUACACGAGGGACGAGCAGGUGCGCCUUUUCAAUGAUGUCUGGGCCGGCACGAUUCUUCAGACGGGCAGGCAUGCGGGCAAGCAGAGGCCGGUCAGGAGCGCGGCGUCGCUCGAGAGCGAGAUUCAUCGUUCCGGAUUGUACCCCGCCGGCUUGAAGAAGUCGAAGAAUUAA
This is a messenger RNA of Lasiodiplodia theobromae, 1392 nucleotides long. RefSeq lists its product as uncharacterized. The transcript has 2 exons. The coding region runs from base 1 to 1392 and encodes 463 amino acids. NCBI's taxonomy places the organism in Eukaryota, Fungi, Ascomycota, Dothideomycetes, Botryosphaeriales, Botryosphaeriaceae. The record is from RefSeq and is a predicted model, not a curated record.